UCCUCAGAUCAGUCCAGCCACUCCCUCUUCUGCUGCUGCUGCGCCAUGCAGACCAGGGAGAUCAGCACCCGUAUGGAGCUGGAGGGAAGCAGGUCCCUGUGUUUCCAGAGCAGAAGAUACCCGGGACACGCCUGCAGGGUGGACCGCUCUCGGAGGAAACUGCCGCUGCCGCCGCCGGAGGACGAAGACGGAGAAGGACGAGCGUUACUGAGCGUCAUCGCCAUGUACGACUUCACCGCCAAGGAGGACACGGACCUCACACUGACACAGGGAGAAGAGUACGUCAUCCUUCAUAAACAGGACCAGCUGUGGUGGCGAGCUCAGGACAAACACGGUAAUAAAGGUUUCAUCCCGAGCAACUACGUCACCGAGAAGAACCGGAUCGAGGCCAACUCCUGGUACUGUAAGAACAUCACCAGGACUGAAGCUGAGCAGCUGCUGAGACAAGAGGAUAAGGAGGGCGGCUUCGUGGUGCGAGAGUCGAGCCAGAAAGGAGUUUACACCGUCUCCCUCUACACCAAAACAUCCAGCCCUAACGGGGACGUCCGUCACUACCAGAUCAAGCUCAGUGACAGCGGUCAGUUCUUCUUGGCUGAAAAAUACACGUUCAACUCUAUUCCAGACGUUAUCCAGUACCACGAACACAACGCAGCAGGUCUGGUGACCCGGCUGCGCUACGCUGUGGGGCCCAUGGGUCGGUGUGUACCGGCCACAGCAGGAUUCAGCUCAGAGAAGUGGGAGAUCAACCCCAGCGAGCUGACCCUGAUGAAGGAGCUGGGCAGUGGGCAGUUCGGACUGGUCAGACUGGGGAAGUGGAGGCAACAACACAGAGUCGCCAUCAAGGCCAUCAGAGAAGGAGCCAUGAGCGAGGAGGACUUCAUAGAGGAGGCCAAGGUCAUGAUGCGUCUGUGCCACCCCCGGCUGGUGCAGCUGUACGGCGUGGUGCUGCAGCAGCGCCCCCUGCUGAUCGUGGCGGAGUUCAUGGAGAACGGCUGCCUGCUCAACUUCCUGCGUCAGAGGGGGCGGAGCCUGAAGGAGGCGUGGCUCCUCUCCAUGAGUCAGGACGUCUGUGAGGGCAUGGAGUACCUGGAGGCGCAGAGCUUCAUACACAGAGACCUGGCAGCGAGGAACUGUCUGGUGAACGAGCACAACGUGGUGAAGGUCUGUGACUUCGGAAUGACUCGAUACGUUCUGGAUAACCAGUACACCAGCUCCAGUGGAGCCAAGUUCCCCGUGAAGUGGUCUCCUCCUGAAGUCCUGCACUACAGCAAGUACAGCAGCAAGUCUGACGUCUGGUCCUUCGGCGUGGUGAUGUGGGAGAUCUUCUCGGAGGGCCAGACCCCCUUUGAGAACCACUCUAACCUGGAGGUGGUGAGCGAGAUCACCAGAGGAGUCCGUCUGUACCGACCGAUCCGCGCCAAGCAGCCGCUCUACGCCAUCAUGUACCGCUGCUGGCACGAGAAGCCUCAGGGUCGGCCGUCGUUCUCCGAGCUGCUGGCAGAGAUCAGGAAACUGGCAGAAAAUCCAGAUUAGCACACAAACACAAACAUAUUAUAUAUGCACAUAUUUUUGUAUAUAUUGCUUAUUUUCCAACUAUGUUUUGUGUUCCAGCUGUCAUAUAUGUACACAGAUUGUAUGUUGUUAUUGUAAAUAACUAUUUUUUCAUUAAAACCUUAAUUACAGA
This is a messenger RNA of Centropristis striata (black sea bass), 1684 nucleotides long. It is a transcript of the gene txk, whose product is annotated as TXK tyrosine kinase. The record is from RefSeq and is a predicted model, not a curated record. The transcript has 15 exons. Gene Ontology annotation, biological process: T cell receptor signaling pathway; B cell receptor signaling pathway; adaptive immune response. Gene Ontology annotation, molecular function: ATP binding; protein binding; non-membrane spanning protein tyrosine kinase activity. Lineage: Eukaryota; Metazoa; Chordata; Actinopteri; Perciformes; Serranidae. Bases 46 to 1533 code for a protein of 495 amino acids.